Labrus bergylta (ballan wrasse) is the source of this 4001-nucleotide messenger RNA. Its product is annotated as phospholipase B1, membrane-associated. Gene Ontology annotation, molecular function: glycerophospholipase activity. NCBI's taxonomy places the organism in Eukaryota, Metazoa, Chordata, Actinopteri, Labriformes, Labridae. Gene Ontology annotation, biological process: phospholipid metabolic process. The record is from RefSeq and is a predicted model, not a curated record.
GAGAGAGAGAGAGAGAGAGAGAGAGCAGAGAGGAAGAGAGGCUGCACAAUCACAGAGAAUCAAUCAGAGAAAGUCACAGAGAUGAUGCUUCCACAGCUGCUUCUGAUCAGCGUCCUCGGGUUCACAUGGACAACAGUGACUGGAAUGCCUUGCUCUCAGAUGUUUCCCUCUCAGUCGCCUCCUUCAAACGUUAACAGCGUUAGACCUUCAGAUGUGGCCGUGCUCUCCUCCGUUGGACUUCACAUGCACAGCACUGAGCUCUCCACGGUGGUAUCAAGACUCACAGAGCUGCUGACCCUGUUCAGUCCUGCACUGAUCAGUCCUCUGUCGGAUCAAACAAACCCGUACAGCCCUCAGUUUGUUCAACACAGCUCACUGGUGGAGCAGGCAAAGGAAGUCUCCCGCUACCUCCAACACAAUCAGGUCGUUGAUGUGGAGAAAGACUGGAAGAUUCUCCUUCUCUUUGUUCAGGUGGAUCAGCUCUGUCCCUGUGAGCAGCAGCAGGUUCAGUCUGUAGUCCGAGCCGUGGUUAAAGACGUGGAUGAGGCUCUGCAGCUGUUGCACUCUCAGCUGAAGAGGACCAUCGUAAGUGUGGCACUGUGGGAUGGAGAGCACGACAGUUGCCAGAAAAAGAUGUGCAUGGAGACAAACAGUGAAGGAGAAGUCAGACUGCUCAGGGCCAUGCUGAGUCAGGCUCUGCAGGAGUCCUUGGAUGAGCUGCUUGUAAAGAAGAGCUGGUUCAAUGACAGAGAUGACUUCACUGUGAUUCUGCAGGACACGCCGUUCAUCCCAGACAUUUCAUCUGUCUCUAGUGGGAAGCCUCUUUCUGAGUCACAAGUGUCACAACAAACUGAUAAACAGCUGGUGCAGAUGUGGACAAACCUGCUGCAGCCCACAAAUGGCCAACAUAACACAGAUGACAAUGGAAAGAUCAUCGCACUGCCAUGUCCAACCGAGCACCGACCCUUCCUGAGGACGGAGGGGAACUCUCCCUCGUAUCACCACCAUGGUGAAUCUCCUCUCGUUCUCCCAUUUACAGGCACAGAGAUGCCCUGUGAGGACUUUAGCACCUCGCCCUCCAUACCUGCCACAGUUCAUGAACUCCGGCCCGGAGAUAUCAAAGUGGUUGCUGCUGUGGGAGACUCUCUGACUGCAGGGAACGGGAUUCCAACCAGCCCCAACAACAUCCUGGGGGUCCUGCAGCAGUACAGAGGAUUGUCCUGGAGUAUCGGUGGAGAUGAAAACCUCACAAGUGUCACCACACUGCCCAACAUCUUAAGGUAUUUUAACCAGAACCUGACAGGCUACUCUCUUGGAAUUGGUCAACAGAACACUCCUCAGGCUUCCCUCAACCAGGCUGUGACUGGAGCUAAGAGCAAGGAUGUACCAAAACAGGUGCGAGCCUUAGUGGCAAGGAUGAAGAAUGACUCAAGAAUCAAUUUUGAGUCCGACUGGAAGGUGAUCACCCUUUUUAUUGGAGGGAAUGACGUCUGUGACCACUGCUACAACUCUCUGCUCUACUCUGUGGAUAAUUAUGUUCGUAAUGUCCGUAACAGCCUGGAUUAUCUACAUAAAGAGGUCCCCCGUGCUCUGGUGAACUUAAUAGAGCCUCUUCAUAUUCUCCCGCUGAGAGAAAUGCACACGGACGCUUCACUUAAAUGUCCGACUUGGCUCGUAAAAAUUCUGUGUCCUUGCGUUAUCUUACCAAAGGCCAACUCUCAAGCUCUGCAAAUGUUGGAGAACCUGAACAGAGGCUAUCAGCAUGCACUGUCUGAGCUGGUGGAGUCAGGCCGCUACGAUACUCGCUCAGACUUCACUGUGGUCAUCCAGCCUUUCUUCAGAGAAAUCAUCGUUCCCAGACUGCCGGAUGGCCGUCCUGAUCGCUCCUACUUCAGUGCUGACUGUUUCCAUCUCAGCCAGAAAGCUCACACGCUGAUGGCCCGCUCCCUCUGGAACAACAUGUUGGAACCUCUCGGAAAUAAAACUUCCAAACAGGAUUUUUCUGCAGACCCUGACAUCAGCUGUCCAACCAAGACUUCACCUUACAUUCGGACCUACAACAACAGUGAUUACUCAUAUGCUGGUCCCCCUCCAACACCUGGACCUAUCCAGAACUGGGGAAGUGACUUCUCAUGCGUGGACCUUGCUCCAUCUGACUCUGUGCCAACUUUAGUUCACCAGCUGAGACCAGCAGACAUCAAGGUGGUGGCAGCACUGGGAGACUCGUCAACGGCAGGCACAGGCGCUAAAGCAAAGACUUUGUUUGACCUCAAUAAGGAGUAUAAAGGAGUAUCAUGGAGCAUUGGCGGGGAUAAAUCUCUGGAGACUGUCACAACACUACCAAACAUCUUGAGGAAGUUCAACAACGCCUUAAAGGGCUUCUCCAAAGGCGUCGGCUCAAGACAGAAGGCCUUCAACAUGGCUGUACCUGGAGCUAAAGCCUCUGAGAUCCCAGCACAGGCCCAAGCUCUCAUCAAGGCCAUGCGGGAAAAUAAGGACGUGAACUUUGAAAAGGACUGGAAACUUGUCACAAUAUUAGUCGGCGGAAAUGAUCUUUGCAGUUACUGCAUAGACCAGAAUAAUCUGUCACCUCAGAAUUAUAGUCACCACAUCAUGCUCGGUUUGGACAUGUUACACAAAGAGGUACCAAGGCUGCUGGUUAAUGUUGUGGAGCUCUUCCAGAUAGAUACUUUGAAAUCAGUUAAGGAGAACACACUUGGCUGCUCUCUCCUGCAGAGGACCAGCUGUCCCUGCGUCAUCAACCCAGCUGAAAACUCCCCAGAGCUUGAAGUGAUAAAACGUGUAAACUCCGAGUAUCAGGCUGAGAUCCAGCAUCUUAUCUCUGGAAAUCGUUACGAGGGAAAAGACGACUUCGCUGUUGUCCUUCAACCCUUUUUACAGAAUACCUUUAUCCCUCAAGUCGGGGCAGGAGAGGCUGACUCCAGUUUCUUCUCUGUGGACUGUUUCCACAUCAACGAGCGAGCUCAUGCUGAGAUGGCCAUUGCCCUCUGGAAUAAUAUGUUGGAGCCAGUGGGCAGAAAGCAGGCAUACAAUAACUUCACAUAUGACCGCUCGAAAAUCCAUUGUCCCUCUGAGGCUAAUCCCUUCAUCUUCACUAAAGUCAACAGUGUACGAAGUCCACCAGUGACCAUCACCACCACAGCCACCAGCUUUACCAGCCCUGCAUCAACAGUCAUUGUGCCUUUAUGUCCCCCCUCUUUGCCUGUGUGGGUGCCAGUGAUUGUGGGAAUCCUAUGUUCAAUGGCUGGCAUUAUUUUUGCUUGGCUUCUUCUCUCCAGUCGAAGCAGUCGGAAAAACAAAGUGGAGAAAGCAGUGGAACUGAAGGGAACUGGUUUUUAAUUGUUCCUACAACGCUGUAUUUAUUGUGAUCAUGAUAUUGAAGCCUUAAAGCUGCCUCGUAAAGUUUUUGACCACAAGCGGGCACAAUGUCCAGAAGAAAUACUUAGGGGCAACGCAGCGGCCUUCUUUCUUGCCAAUUUGACAACUUGACCAAUUCCUCUGUGUCUCUUUAUCUCUCAAAGACACAGUUCUCUCUUGUGAAAAGUCAGUUCUGGUGUUUUGAUGUGGGAGUAGCUGUUGUGAUUUUGUGCUGGUGUUAUAAGCUUUUGAAACCAAACACUUGGGUUAACCCUAACCCAAUAAUCUUGAAAUUAUAUGAACAACUAACUUAAAAAAAACCGCUAAGAGAUGCAUAGAGUGGCAUACUGGGGUGUACAUUCGUUUUAGUUGAAGUGCAAAUCGCACUGUGAUCACAUUUUAGAGAAUAAUGUGGUUUGUCUUGAAAAUACAAAUUUAUUGUGCCUCAGGUAUGUGAAAAGUUUUUUUUGUUUUUUUUACCUUUAUAGAAUGGUGUAGAAUAUUCAAUACUGUACUGACCUUGAUGAAUCUGUUUGUUUUUUCUUUUUUCUUUUUUUUCAUUUCGCUUUACAAAUUUUUAUUUAUUGAGAAAAUAGAACUAAUUAAACAUUGAAGCCAUAGUU